AUGCGAAGUCACACCUUUGUACAGCUCAUUCUGGCAAUAUUUCCCUUGCUUGCCAAGUCCUCUAAAUCCCCUGCAAACUUCAUUUCAGUUGACAUUUUUGAGGAACAACCAGUUGGCUCUCAUGUGGCCGAUGUCGCUCAGGAACUAGGCCUUACCAUUGACAAGGGUUCAACAUCCGUUGCUGCAGACACAGCUUCAUAUUUUAAAAUAGUGGUCGCCAACUCCGCAAUUAAUGAAUACUUUGCUAUUUCUCCGACAAAUGGUAGGAUUUCCCUCAAAAAACAUCUUGACAGAGACACACUUUGCCAAAAUGAACGUCUCUGUUGCGAAUCAGAGGACGAUCGUGGAUCCAGCCCAAUAACGUUACCUGACGGAAGCUAUUUUCGGCGAACCGCUAUCUCAUGUAAAUUGUCGUUUCGUGUUGUUUACCGUCUCAAUGCAAAUGGAAGCGCUAUGCAUGAAAGGAGAAUGGCAUUCUGUUCAGUUGACGUCAAUAUUCACGAUCUCAACGAUUGUCCACCAAGAUUCUUGCUAAAGGACAUCUACCCCAAUUAUGGAGGUCAGUAUCGCUCACAGCCAAAUGCAAUAUCAAUAACGAUUCCGGAAAAUACUGAAAUAGAUACCUGCUUUGACCUUCCAAUGGCAUUCGAUGAGGAUUCGCCACGAUUUAGCGUCCAAGAUUACCAAUUGGAAGUUUCAGGGAAAGUAGACCAAGCUCUGGAUGGUAACAUUCAUGAUACGUUUUCAAUCAGAUUAGGGAGUUGUGAUGGAGGAUCCAGUACAAUGUAUGAAAUGACGAACGGAAUAACGAUUGCUAAUUCAAAGCCUAAGCUACAGCUUCGUCAAAAAUUAGACAGGGAAGCUAUCGAAGAAUACAACUUAAUUCUAAUAGUCAGCGACGGAAUGGAUUCUGGCAGUCCAGAGUCACUUUACACCAAGCACGCAAACCUUCUGCCCCAUUCAGCCAGCCUCUCGAUAACCGUUAUCGUGGGUGACAUCAAUGAUCACGCUCCUAAAGUCGAGGCUUCAGUGGAAGUGAGAUUGAAGGAGGAUACACCAGUGGGCACUAGAGUUACUCAGAUUGUUGCUCAUGACAAGGAUGCUGGAGACAAUGCAAAGAUACGCUAUGAAAUUCGGUCUUUAGUGCCGUCGCAGCUGUCCAGAUUUCCAUUCGCAAUUGACUCUACCACAGGAGUUGUAUCCAUAGUUAAUCCACUUGAUGCCGAUAGUUUGCCCCAGGAGGCACAUGGAUUGGUGGAAUUUUUGGUUAUCUCCUCAGACAAUGGCCAAGAUAUUGCGUUUUCUAGUACCACAACAGUAAGUGUUCAAAUUGAGGACAUAAACGACGAAGCACCCGUAAUUAAAACAGUUGAUUUGGCCAGUCGAAGCAAUCCACCAAGACCUACAGUUAGGGAGAAUCUCCCUCCCGGUACAUUAGUCGCUUUUGUUACUGUGACGGAUGCUGAUUCUGGGGUAAAUGGAAUGGUUACGUGCCGAGUUGAUAAUCCCAACUUCGAUCUGGAGUCGAUAGGCGAUAAAAACGCAAGAGAUAAGGAACUUCAACUAGUCACCAAAUUGGCACUCGAUCGUGAGCUCGCACCAGUGCAGCCGGUGACGAUAAUUUGUGUUGACCAUGCUCACCCGGUCGCAUUCGCCAAAACUGGAUUUCAGCGGGUUCUAGUAAGCGUUACAGAUGAAAACGACAAUGAUCCGAUUUUCCCGAAUGACGUUAUCGAGCUUUCAGUUUACGAGAACAAUCCACCAGGAGAACUUCUGUUCCGCCUUAACGCGACAGAUGCUGACGAAAUGGUUGCAUGGAUCUCGGGUUUAAGAACACCCUUAAUCUACGAAAUUGACUCAACUGGUAAACCAUUUUUUAGCUUGGAUCCGUCUUCGGGAAAUCUCUACACAAGGGAGUCUUUUGACAGAGAAAAGCAGGAUUUUAUAGAAUUCGGGGUAGUGGCGCGUGAUCAUGGGACUCCGCAGCGAAGCGCUAGCGCAAGGGUGGUUGUUCGCAUUCUGGAUAGAAACGAUCACGCUCCUGAAUUUGACCAAAAGGUAUACAACGUAAGCGUGCUAGAAUCAACACCUCUUGGUGAAGUUGUCUUGAGGGUGUCUGCUCACGACAAGGACCAGGGACCAAGUUCGGAGUUUUCGUACUAUCUCGAAGACCUUAGGGUAAGUUUUAAGAGUUUACUCUUUUGCAGAACUAUAUGGUACGCCAUUGACUAUUUUGUAUGCUUGACAGGGAAAGCCUUUUUGCAUUAA
Molecule: messenger RNA, 2268 nt
Organism: Hydatigera taeniaeformis
Lineage: Eukaryota; Metazoa; Platyhelminthes; Cestoda; Cyclophyllidea; Taeniidae
Source: the annotation of a GenBank genome assembly